Molecule: messenger RNA, 5181 nt
Organism: Papaver somniferum (opium poppy)
Lineage: Eukaryota; Viridiplantae; Streptophyta; Magnoliopsida; Ranunculales; Papaveraceae
Exons: 3
Coding region: 1-5181 (1726 amino acids)
Molecular function (GO): RNA-DNA hybrid ribonuclease activity; nucleic acid binding
Source: RefSeq, a predicted model, not a curated record
AUGGAAAGUGUUUCUAUCAGUGAAGAGCCUAUUAGGAGAAGAGUAAUUAUGCAUUCUAACACUGCUAUCUUAGGUGGAAUUAGGGAUUGGCAGUUUAGUCUUGCUGGUAAGCUUUAUGCUCCGGGGGUUAUGUCUUGGCAGGAUGCUGAACGUGCAGCUAAAUUUAUUUGGCCUCAUCUUCGAAGACACAAUCAAUGGUUUGUCCAGGUGCGUGGUUUAGAACCAAAUAUUUUUGUUAUCAAGUUUAAAAUUUCAGAAGAUAAAGAUGCAAUUUUAGUUGGUGGAUCUUGGAACCUUGAUGGUCAUUUGAUUGUUUUAAAGGAUUGGAAUCCCACUAUGGAUUAUCAUCUACUGGAUUUUACGGUUUCUCCUUUUUGGUUAGAGUAUAAAUAUCUUUUACCUGAAUUCACCUAUGCUGAUAUUCUUCGAAUGUUUGGUAUUAUUGUUGGGGAAGUUAGAGUUAUAGAACCAGAUGGUGUGAACCCUCCUACAUCCUCUAAGUAUAGAGCUCUUGUUCUCAUUAAUGUUAACACUCCCCUUAUUACUGUUAUAACUACUGCUAAUGUUGCUGGUAGCCCAUUUUGCCUCCUCAAAGGGAAUCCUGAGCAAGAAGCGCAACUCUUUCUACAACAUGGAUCUCAGAGGCAUGAUAAACUACGAAAACCUAUUGAACAACAGCCUAGACCCCUUGAUGGUAUGCGCCUUUCAAUCUUCUCAGCCACUGAUUCAGGUUCUGGUGCUUCCUCUUCAUAUCACAAUCAAGCUCAGCCCUCUUCUUCUUUGAGACCAUCUUAUACUAUGACUAGUGACGGUGUUAGUACUAGUGGUGUUAAGAAAAGAUAUCGUCGUACACCUAUUUUGGUUAUAACUUCUGAGCCGCAUAUUCCUGAUGCUGAUUUGGAUGACAAUGUGGUUACUUCUCAAGUGGAUGAUACUGUCUCUGUUGAAGAUGAUACCACUGCUUCAGCCAUGGAUACUGUUUGGGACAUUGUUGCAGCCUCUGCUUAUAAUGCACAGAAUCAUACUGAUGCAUGGCAACAGGUGAUUGUCAAAACUUAUCCUUCUUUAUUCAUUUUUUCUUUGUUUUUUCUUUUGUUGUUUUCUUGCAAUCUUUUUUUGAAUUUAUCUGUUAUUACCGUCAUGAAAAUUCUUUCCUGGAACUGUCAAGGUAUAGGUAACCCUCAUACCCGUGAUUAUCUUCAUUUCUGUUUGACCAACAAUGACCCAGAUAUUUUUUUCUUGUGUGAAACCAAAGCUCAGUCUAAUAAUAUGAGAUUUUAUCUUUCUAAAACUAAAUAUCCUCAUUACUGGUUUCAUCCCUCUUUGGGUCUCUCUGGAGGUAUCUCUCUUGGCUGGAAAAAUGGAAUUGAUAUUGAAAUCAUGCAUACAACCUCUAAAACUAUCCAUGUUAUUGUCCAUGCUCAUGAUAAUAAUAUGGAUUUCUUGAUAACCUUCAUGUAUGGUGCUCAUGAUGAUACAGAAAAUGCUAACCAGUGGCAAUAUCUUAUUAAUAUGCAUUUGUUUGUUGAUCUUCCUUGGGUUCUUCUAGGUGAUUUAAACUUCACCAUGCAUGACUCCGAAACACAUAGCUCUAGUGUCACUCAUCCUCAUCAUGCUAGACAUGUUAGAAAUUUUGUUCAGCAACUAGGUCUCAUUGACUUAGGUUACUCAAGAGCUGACACAACUUGGUCAAAUCAUCGUAGUGAAGAUGAUCAUGUCUCUGCUCGUCUAGAUAGAGCUUUAGUGAAUAAUCGCUGGAUCAACCACUACACAAAUGCACAUUUUCAACAUUUAGUACCUGUUGCUUCGGAUCACAACCCGAUUUUGCUACAUACAGUUCCUUCUGCUACAAAACAUUCUCCUUUUAAACUCUACAAGUGUUGGUUUAAAAUGGAUUCUUGUACUGAUACUAUUGCACGCAGCUGGAAGCAACGAUUUUCGGGGUCUCCUUCGUUUCAGUUUUCUAGUAAAUUAAAACUAACCAGAACUCAGCUGCAGAUAUGGAAACGACUUUCUUUUGGCAACAUCGAGAAUAACCUUCAAAAUAUUCAGAAGCAGCUACAAUUUUGCUAUGACCGCAAUUUGCCUUCUUCUCAUCCUCAAGUUAAGCAUCUAAGCUCUUCCUUGCAGCAAUGGCUUUUGAUUCAAAAAGAGUUCUUCAUGCAAAAAGCAGGUGAUAAAUUUCUUGAAGAAGAUAGAAACACUUCUUAUUUUCACUCGAUAGUCAAUUACAAUAAGAGAAUGUCAACUAUCAAUUCUAUCCAGGGUCCCUUGGGCAUUUGGUUUGAUAGCAGAAGUGAUAUUGAAGCUAUAUUUACUAACCAUUUUAAGAAUAUUUCUACUUCUUCUACGCCUCAGAUUAAUAACGAGAUUCUGCAGCUUUUUCAACCUUGUGUUUCAGAAAUACAGAACAAUUGCCUUAUCCAGGUGCCUCAUGCUCAAGAAAUAAAGGAUGUGGUAUUUCAAAUCAAGCCUUGGGCUUCUCCGGGUAAUGAUGGGUUCCAAGCUGGAUUUUAUCAACAUUGUUGGGAUGUUGUUGGCACUGAGGUAAUAUCCAUGGUUCAAUACUUUUUCACUCAUAAACAUAUGCUCAAAGCCAUCAAUCAUACAUAUCAGGUUUUAAUCCCUAAAAUUUCAAACCCAAAAACACCUGCUGAUUACAGACCCAUAAGACUGUGCAAUGUUAGCUAUAAAAUUAUGUCUAAAAUUUUAGCUAACCGUCUUAAACCCCUUCUUCCUGAUAUUAUCUCCCCUACUCAAACUGCCUUUGUUGCAGGAAGACAUAUCCAUGACAAUAUCAUUAUUGCUCAUGAGAUUUUGUUUAGUAUGAAACGUAAAAAGAUUAAGAAGGCUUUGGUUGGUUUGAAAUUAGACAUGUCGAAAGCUUUCGACAGGGUUGAAUGGUCAUUUCUGCUUUCCUUCUUUCGGCAAUUGGGUUUUCAUAGUGAUUGGAUUAGUUUAAUAGAUCAGUGUAUUUCUACUUCAAAUAUUUCCAUUCUUAUCAAUGGCAGUCCUUCUUUAACUUUUUCUCCGACUCGGGGUAUUCGUCAAGGAGACCCGUUGUCUCCUUUUUUAUUUCUUUUUGUCAUGGAAGCAUUUUCUAGACUUUUGCAGCUUAAUGUGGACUCUGGUUGUCUUUCAGGGAUUAGAAUUAAUCAUCACUGCCCUUUAAUUAAUCAUCUGUUCUUCGCGGAUGAUUGUUUGUUAUUUUUUGAAGCUGAUUCUACUCAAAUGCAGCAGCUUCAACACUUGCUUCAUAUAUUUGGACAAGCUUCAGGUCAGGUGAUAAAUAUGCAGAAAUCAACCUUAUUUUUUGGCAAGCACACUUCUAAUGCUCAUAAGUCUAAUAUCAUUGGUAUUCUUGGUAUGAAAGUUAUGGGACUUGGCGAAAAAUACUUGGGUAUACCUCUUCUGCUGCAUAGAUCCAGACAUAAGAACUGUCAGGGUGUUAUUGAUAACAUGAAUAAUAGAUUGCAGGUUUUCAAACUACCUGAAGCAACUCUUCAACAAAUGGAAAGAAUUCAGAGAAGCUAUUGGUGGAACAGUUACAUCAAGCCACGUUCUCAAAAGUACAUUUCUUGGAGAAAGGUGUGUUUACAUAAAAGGAUAGGUGGUUUAGGACUUAAAAAUUUAUGCAACUAUAACUUAGCUUUUCUUGCGAAACUAGCUUGGAAAUUGUUAUAUAACCAAGAUGCUUUAUGGGCGAAGUUGUUGAAAGGUAAACAUUUUCCUCAUCAUGACCUGCGUUUCUUCCCUCCACCGGUUAACUUAAAUUCAAGUUGGAUUUGGCAAAGUAUCUUUAUUUGGCUCGAGAUUGUGUUGAAAAAUGCUAAAUGGCAAGUUGGUAAUGGAGCUCAUAUCAACAUCUGGACUUCUAACUGGAUUCCUUCUCUGAAUUCUGCUUUACAGGACUGGGGUGAUUUGAAUACUUCUAACUAUCAGUUGGUUUCUGAUCUUAUAGAUACUGAUACUGAACAGUGGAAUGUGUCACUUCUUCGCCUUCUCUUUACAGCUGAUCAGGUGAACUCCAUUUUAACCAUUCCCAUUCAGUUAGAUCAAGAGGAUAAAUUAAUCUGGCCCUUUACAACCACUGGUAUUUUUACUACUGCCUCAACUUAUAAGAUGUUGUGUGAUAAAGAUAUCCUAACAGAUAACUCCAUGGGUUUAUCUCAACAUUUUUGGUUAUCUUUUUGGAAGUUGAAAGUACCUUACAAGUUUCAGAUUUUCCUGUGGAGAGCUAUUCACAAUGCUAUUCCAGUCAAAGCAAGAAUUUUCACCCAUGUGCAUAAUGCUGAUUUACACUGUGUACUUUGCAACCACAAUCAAAUGGAAGAUCUGGACCAUCUAUUACUUCAUUUCCCUUUCUCUAGGGCAAUAUGGCAGUAUUUUUUACCUCAUCAGUUUCACUUUACUUUGCAACACUCUUCUCUCUUAUCUUGGAUUCAGACUUGGAAACUCAAAGACUCCAUCAUCAAUAUCAAGAAGUCCCCUGAGAUUGUUCACUUAGCUAUGUGCAUCAUGCAUUUCAUAUGGAAGCUUCGAUGUAGUGUUGUUUUUAACAGUACCACUCCCAACCAUAACUCUGUAGUCCAUCAGGUCACUUCAUACAUUCUCCAGCAUCAUCUAGGAAACACUCCUGCUAACUACAAUCAUCCUAAUGUUCAUAAUAAGCUUUUACAUCAUAAAUGGGAACCUCCUCCUUUGCAUUACCUAAAAAUUAAUAUCGAUGCUUCUUAUAAUUCUAGUUCUUUGUUAGCUGGUAUUGGAAUUAUAAUGCGGAACUCUACAGGGGCAUAUGUCAUGGGAAGGGGAGCCUUGAGAAGAGCUAGUAAUGCUCAACAGGCCGAAGCAUGGGCAAUGUUGGAGGCUAUGCAACUGGCAGAUUCAAAUGGUUGGUCUCAUGUGAUUUUUGAAUAUGAUAAUCUGGGAAUUUGUUCUUUUCUUCAACAACAAUCUUCUCUUUGUCACUGGCAGAGUAUGCCUCUUCUGCGAAAAUGUGUAAACAUAUGUACUAUUAAUCCUGGUUGGUCUUCUAGUUUUGUGUAUAGGUCUGGUAAUAAAGCUGCAGAUGCAAUAGCGAAGGCAGCUUAUAAACAUAAUCUAUGUGGGGAUUGGUGGUUUCAUCCACCUCCUUUGUUAAUUCCCUACAUAAAUUGUGAUGUAUCAAUUACUCAUGUUUAA